This is a messenger RNA of Acipenser ruthenus (sterlet), 5291 nucleotides long. It is a transcript of the gene tafa5a, whose product is annotated as TAFA chemokine like family member 5a. Gene Ontology annotation, molecular function: G protein-coupled receptor binding; receptor ligand activity. The transcript is spliced from 5 exons. Bases 821 to 1270 code for a protein of 149 amino acids. The record is from RefSeq and is a predicted model, not a curated record. Gene Ontology annotation, biological process: G protein-coupled receptor signaling pathway. Lineage: Eukaryota; Metazoa; Chordata; Actinopteri; Acipenseriformes; Acipenseridae.
ACCAGCUUUUUAUUCAGCUCUCUAUGCAAACUAGAAUGCAAUCUCCAGGAAGAAAAAACACCUUGAAAACAACUUCUGACCAUCUCCCUCGAGGCUAGUUUUAACAAAUGGGAUCUUUGUGACUCACCAGGUCGUGUAUCCGAGCCAAAUAUCCACACCAGUUUAUUUUUGCAUUAGAAGGGAUGUCAUGUUGUUUUAGAUUACUAAAUGCUUUUUGUUUAAAGUCUGUCGCCAUCCACAGGCACUUCUGUGUCGCUUACUUACUAUUUUGUGGUCAGAUUUUACAAGAUCUCACUGCUUAGUUUUAUUUCUGGGGAGUUCUGAGUCGCUGUCAUUCACAGCUGUUCCGUAGCCCCAAGUGUGUUUGGAUGUUUCACGAGGUUGCGGUAUCUAUCUACCUAAAGCUAUAAUCGUGUGUCUUUCGCUUUCUGAAAAACUGUGAGCUCAGUUUUACAUCUGCCUCAUUUACCGUGUCUAAGGAUUUUUUUUUUUAAUAUACAAUUUUGAACUAAAACGUCCAUUGUGGAAUAUUUUUUUUCCUUUUCACCUAGGAUCCAUAUUACAAAAACUCUUGCUGUGCGUAAAGGCAAAGACUACAAUUUGUGCUCUAUUGCCGAGGAAUCAGGUGAAAAUCUGUCAGUUGGGUUUACUAAAUGUUGGUAGGGGAUGAUUAUUGAAGCAUGGAAAGGCUGCUGAUGGACAGUUGCCCGUUUUGAAGAUGUCUUUUUUAGGGAUUACACGCGGAGAAAGGCGAUCAGUCAAGGGGAGAGUUGGCUGGUGAAAUUGACUAAUUUCUUUUCGUUCAGGAGAACUGGCUCCAAUGGCUCCGUCUCCCAGGAUAAGUAAUCGAAAGGAUGCCAAUGCCUGGCCAAGCAUGUCCUCAACUUUCUGGGCAAUCAUGAUUCUGGCCAGUCUCCUAAUCGUCUACUGCAGUCAGCUGGCUGCUGGUACUUGUGAAAUUGUCACUCUGGACAGAGAUAGCAGUCAGCCUCGGAGGACUAUAGCUCGGCAAACAGCACGAUGUGCAUGUAAAAAAGGGCAAAUCGCUGGCACAACGAGAGCACAACCAGCCUGUGUUGAUGAAGCUGCUGUAGUUGUCAUGAAAACCAUUGUUAUUUCAAGGAGUCAAGAUGAAGCACGAAUUGUAAAGACAAAACAGUGGUGUGAAAUGCUUCCUUGUUUGGAAGAAGAAGGAUGUAAUUUGCUAAUAAAUAAAUCAGGUUGGACUUGUACGCAACCCGGAGGCCGAGUUAAAACAACAACAGUGUAACAUGGAUUUCAAAAUGGCACACUAGGGUCACGUGACCCAUGCCAUUUAUACUAUUCAUUUGGCACCGCUGAUUCUGAGGAUUUUUCCAUCUUUGUUUGGACUAGGCUUUCAUCUUCUUCCACCUGAUUUGAAGCACUUACUGUUACCUGAGCAAGAAGGAUCACAGCUAACUUCAGCUAUCUGACACAGAAUCCAAUAGGAUUCCCAUUGCAAUCCAUAUGUGGUUCGAGAAACUAAAAAGCCAAAAAUGUAAGAAAAGACCUUAACUCUUGGAAAAUACAUACAUUAUGUGAUUUGAAUGAAGAAAAAGACUCCAUAGAGCCCCACACAGGGCAAAGGCAAGAAGAGGGAGCCCAGGCCUGAAAUCUCUGUCAUCUGACCUUUGUGGUUCAUUUAACAUCUUUAACAGGCUGCAUAUAUUACAUCUAUUUAUUAGAUACAGAGGUCCAAAAUAAAAGCUGUCACCUUGUUUAACAAGACUGGCUUGUUGAAUGUGUUUAUGUUGUGUUUCAGUUCUUUGAAGUAAGAAAUGUAUUAAUGUAUCCUUAUUUACUACAAUUACUGUAAAAUAAAACUGUAUCUCUGUUAAAUUUUCCCAACAUAAUAAUCUGAUGUAUUUCUGAAUUACUACAUGCAAAUACUAAAUAUGGGGGUUGGAUGCAAAACACCUGCCAUAACACUAAAAAUAAGGCUUAAGGUGUUGAUCUGAAGGGAUAGGCCAGUUAUUAUUGAUUACUCACUUAUGCCUUCAGGGAAAUUUGGAGUGGAGAUCAUUCGAUAACCUAUUGAAUGAUCAUAAACUGAGAUUUGUUGCAAUAGUAACAAAGUAAUUUGUGCAGGACACACAUGUACCUGUAAUUUUUUAUUAGUACUACUGUAUAUGUUAUCACAAUGUUUUGUCCAACCCAGGAUGGUCACACAGGAGUACAGGCAAAAAGAAAGGAAGUCCACACACAAAAUGUUACAUUUUUAAUGUGUAUCAGCACAAUGUUAUUGAAUGUUUUACUUUUUUCUUUCACAAGACUCAAAACAACAUGUUUUUCAAACACACAAAUCAAAACUGCCUUUACUCAGGACUGUUACAGUAAUCUCAUACAACGGCUCUGGGUCACAGAACCUUCUGACACCCAACAGUUAUACAACAGAAUAAGCUCCUAUGCAGCAAGAACUGGUGCUGGAAGCUUGCUUGGAAGCUUGCUUGGAGCAGGUUGAUCUUUGCUGCUAUCCUGUAACCUGCCUCCAUUCAUUGCAAUGAAAAGCCUUUCCGCCUCAUGUUUAUACAGCUCUUCAGCUUGAGCAGCCCAAUGAUAAUCAAGAUCCAAUCUAGAUUAAACAUAUCUUGAUUGACAUAUGCAAGAGGUUCCCAGCAGAGACCAAUAUUGGAGUUUUGUCAUAGGCAGGGAAUUAACCCUUUCUGUGUUUUUAACUAAAUACACACACAAACAGAACACACUCAGGGUUUACAUUAUCAUGAAUCAGGAUUAAUGGCAGAGUUCCAGUUUACAUAGAGUAUAAACUCAGAUAAUAAGGACCAGUCAGGAUCAUGGAGGAGUGACAUGAAAGCUUAGGCCAAGUGGAUGUCAGACUUUUAGAAGUGUGACAUAGCACUAAAGUCGAAUGAAAGGUAUAUGUAAACAAGUAUACAAUUGAGAGAAAUGGCACGGGUUCUGAGAUUUCAAGUCAGGAAUGUAUGCAGUGUCUCCUAAUAUAAUGCACAUAAAAGCAAUGUCAUAAACCAUGGCAAAGAAAAUUAAGUGAGCCACGAUAAAGAAAUGAAACUCAAAGCAGGUUCAAAAUUUCAGAGAGGUGCGAUGGGAGUCAGCAAAAAGCCAAACUAUGACAAAAGUGCCAGGAUGGGGCAUUAAAAGGGAUCUGAUCAUCUUAAAACACCAAACGAUUACUCCUCCUCUGUAGUUUAUAUAUCAACAGGAAUUAUAAUUAUAGAAAUGUGCAUAUUUUUUUUAAAACCCUGUAUUUUGGGUCUAUUUGACCCGACACUGGUUUCCAUUGACCAUAAAUGUUACUUUUCCUAGAUUGGGGCAACAAACUUAAAAACAGAGUAUAAGAACUUUGAGAUGUUUAUUUUUUUAGAACAAAUUUUAUAUACAAACAUAAUGCCUCGGGUCAAUAUGACCUGAGGUAUUUAUCUAUUCAGCUUUAUAUGCAUGAAGAAAAUACAAUGCUUUACCUUGGUCCUUUAUUAUUAUUAUUAUUAUUAUUAUUAUUAUUAUUAUUAUUAUUAUUAUUAUUAUUAUUAUUAUUAUAUCUGAAAAUGGUGGCACCUGUCUUGAGAGAUGAUUAGAAACAAGGUUUAUUCAAGUGUAGGGCAAAGGUUAGUACAGGCUCCUUUUCUCUGCUAGUUCAAAAAUUAGUAGUUGCAAGCUGUUAGACAGUGAAGUGGAAGAAGAGUUGUCAGAAACUAAAAACAAUAAUGAUGAUCCUGAUUACCAUGAAUUAUCCUCUGAUGAGUCUGAAGAUGCCAACACUGACUGCAACAUCAAAGGGAAGAGGUGGAAAAUUAAACUCUCAUCUCCAGCCCAUUGCUUCUAAUGUGGAUGAAACAUUCAAGUCAAAAGAUGGAAAUAUAGCACAGGCAGCAUCUAUACGUAUGAAUCAAGGUAGGCUGGCAAAUUCCAAGGUCAUGAAAAUGUUUCCUAGGCCUACUAGAAGUGCUGUUACAGACAUUCAUGAUCUAGUAUCAGCAUUUGAUUUUUUCAUACCACCAGCAAUCAAAAGUAUAAUGCAGGAAAUGACCAACUUGGAAGGCAGGCAUGUACUUGGUGCAAAAUGGAAAGAGAAUGAUUAUGAUAGUAUGCAUGCAUACAUUGUACAGAUCCAAAGGAGAAGCAACUGCUAGUUUGUGAAAUACAGAAACUGGUAGGGCUAUACAUCCAGCCACUAUGUCACUUGAAACAUUUUACAUCAUUGCUUGUGCGAUUCGCUUUAAUAAUCAUACCUGAACCAACCGAUGUGAAAGAGACAAAUGAGUUGCUGUCAGGAAAGUGUGGGGUAAAUAGGUAGAAAUUUUGCCUUUGCUUUACAACCCAGGACCAAAUGUUACAGUGGAUGAACAUCAUGGGCUCGAUUCUGAUGAAACGAGUGAAAUCGCAGACGUGGAGGUUGAAGUCAAAGGCAUCUGCUCCGUAGGGUGUGGCUUCUCCAAAAGUGCGAUUCUGAUAAAAAAUAAAAACCCAGCACAAGCGUGUUUAGUGGAGCAGUGACAGUGCCCCGCCAAUCAGAGACAGAAUGUGCUUGCAUCACCGCAAGGCUCCAUUUUGAAUGUAUAAGUGGCUAUCAUCUGUUUUUUAUGUUUUCUUGAAUAUAAAUAAAUAAAUAAAUUAAGAAGUGGCAAUCAUGUCGCGCGGCACUAGCACAGAGCAAGAAAAAACAGUGCAAAUCAGAACAGCAAGUAGUAGGUCACUCGUCGAGAGAAUACGUAAACCAUGCUUCACGACAGAGGAGAUUGCUAUAUUAAUAAAAGAUGUAGAAGCACAUAGGGCAAUCAUUUAUUAUUUAUGAUAAUUAUACGUUACAUUAUUUCAUGACAUUGACAUUACUACAUGUAAAGUGUAAAAUACUUACUACCCUCCCUGAUCUGUCUACCAGUAGCAGCAGCUGAUUCAUUUUCUAGCGGGACAUGAAGUGCCACAUCACAUUCCCUCUGAGCUUGUAAUGUACUAGAGUUUCAAUAUAACCAGGGCUUUAAUUCUCAUGGAAUAUUAAGUACAGCUAACUUUUUUUUUUUUUUUUGCAUUUGAGUGCAUGUUCGUGCAUUUGUGUACAUUUCGGUAUUUAACAUACUGUUAGGUCCUAACAUUUAUUAGCAAAAUAAAUAAAAUAAAAAAAGUUUUAGUAAUUAAAAAUAAUCUAGUUAUCUGUAUGUGUUAAUCCUGAUCAUGCUGUUUGUUCAGUUACUUGUUCACAGUGUGUGUUCAUAAAGUCAAAGCCUCCUUCUCCUGGCUUUAGAAGAGAUGCGACGUGCCUGUGUUUUUACUGUGAUAUGCUUAAAUAAAGUUUCUGA